UAUGUUACAUCAAAUAACAUUUUAGUGACCAAAUAUAAUUAUCCUUUUAAAAAAAGGUAAAAGGGCUCCAAGUGUGUGGGCUUCUUUAAGGAAAGACACAAAUUUAAAAUAAUCAUUUUGAUCAAAUUCGUCCUGGUCUACAACCUUGCUUUAAGGGUAUUUAAGCUUUAAGUCGUAAGCAUUAAGAGACGUCAUUUCCGUCUCUAAAACAUUCCCACCCAAUAUUUAAGCAUUAGCAGUUAAAUUUAAGCGAAUUGCGCAAAACUCAAUUCUUACGGUCUCGAGCAUAAAGCUUAAAUGCAGACAUACCAUUUUCAUCCAAACAGCGAAGAGGACGUUUUGUCAGAGAAAAUACCGUCGACCGUCACUUGUGGAUAUAACCUCUCGGCUCUCAUCAUUUGCCGAUAUAAACCUUCGAUCAAUAAAUAGAUUAGUGAUAAUCGCAAUGGAAGACAUGGAAGAAGAAACAAUUAGUGAUGAAAUCCUCAUUACUUUGGUGCGAGAGAACCCGGUGUUAUAUGAUAAAAAACACCGGGAUUAUAAAAACCAGCAAGUGAAGAAAGACACUUGGAAUAUGAUACGAGAAGUAUCUGGAUUAUUAUCAUCAGUUGAACAAUUAGAGAGCAGAUGGAAUCAGCUGCGGAAUCAAUUUGGAAAAAAGUUAAGAGAAAGGAAAACAAAACCAGCUAGUGGAUCAAGUGGAGGAUCAGCAGCAAAGAAAGUGGAAUGGCAUCUCAUGGGAGCUAUGUCAUUUUUGAUCCCAUAUAUUGCUCAUCGAAAAGGUCGUAGUUCUAUGGGGAAUGUACGUUCUGCUACACCACCCAUGUCAUCUAGAGUCGAGAAUGUAUGUUCUACUACGCCUCCUCUGUCACCCAGAAGCGGGAAUGGACAUUCUGCUACACCACCCAGAACCUCUUCUCCCAUAUUGCUGUCACUAGUACCGUCUAACCAUCAAGAAGCGACUCCAAUCAUCGAGGAGUAUCUUGAUGUAGUAGUGUACCCUGAUGAUAUGCUUACUAGUAAUAACGAUAGUCAAUGCGAUAAUACUACAGGUUCAGACAGUACAAAUUCUCAAAAAAUUAAGUCAAAAAAUUCUAGUACAACAAGGAAGAAAGUUGUUCCUGAUUCAGAUAAUUUUGCAAAAAAAAAACAAAAAAAUGACGACGUUGUAAGUAGCUACCUGGAACAGUCAACCUCAGCUUUAAGUAACCUUGCCAAAACUGUGCAGAAUUCAAUAUCUGAGUCUGCUACUCUCAAAGUCGAUGAGCAAAAGUAUAAAAAUCCUUUUGCUGAGACCAUUUUUGUUGCAUUCAGUCAAGUGCCAGUGGCACAACAAAUGGAUUGUUUAAUUGCUAUAUUGAACACGAUUAAAACUUACCAAAAUGUAUGAAGAAACUGUACUGUUAAACUGGUUUAUUAAUUAUUUCAUAUUUUAAUUAUUAUAUCUUUAUUUUUAGUUUCUUGAAAGUUUAUUUUUUUGUGAAGCAAGUGCCAAAGCACAUUAGUAUUGAUUGAGAUAAACAUGACACAUGAAACUGAAUGCAACAUGUAUUAGCUGUAUUGAUCAGUUAUUCUUUUAGUGUUAAUCCUAUUGACUAAUUUUUUUAUUACGACGUUGAAAUGGCUGUGUUCAAUAGAAUGUAAACUUAAUAAGCGAUAAGAUUUGUUUGGUGCAAUUUUAUUUGUAAAACUUUGACAUAAUUGCUUAUAGAUCUUACUAGAGGAUCUCUAGUUUAAGACUGAUAUGAUAGUACAAUGUAUUAAAUAGAGGUUUUUUUUCAAUAUUACUCGAUAUUAGAAUAUUGAUAUGAUAAAAAAUAUUAUUAUUUUGAAAACUUGUUCAGAUAUAUUUGUUAUAAAAAUAAAGUUUUAUAUUUACAAGAAACGUAAUAAGUGUUUCUUUAACUUAAGGUAUUUUAUUUAUUAUCUAGAUACAUAAUUAUAUCACUGAUACAAUGGAUCAAGCGUGCGCGCAUAAUAUAUGAUAAAUUUUACACACACACACACACACACACACACACACACACUCUCUCUCUCUCUCUUUCUUUCUUUUUCUCUAAAUAACAUUCAGAGAUUUAUUGUCUCUGGCUCGAUCACAACUUUCUGUGCUAUGUAAGCUUCUCAUUAGAGAUAGAUGGCUCGAUAAUGGGAAUACUGAAUUCUAUCAUUUAAUACACAAGUAAUAAGCAGAGAUUUGCGAUUUUACAAAACAAAAAAAACUGAAAAAUUACGAAACUGCAUGCAAUUUAAAGCUGCAAAUGUAGCUGAAAUUAACACUAAAAAUGCACUAAUAAUAAACACUAACAAUACACUUUUAAUUUAAUAAUUUCAUAUAUUCUAUAUGUCUAAGGAACAUUAAUAUUACGGCCACGAAAAACAACACUCCAUUGCCAAGGAACUUGACCUUCUUCAUGGUUGACAAGGUAAUCUGCAAGAGUAUCUCUUUGGUUAACAACUGCUGCAGCUGCACGGUUUCCACCUACUCUGUGCAAAUUCUGAAUAUUAAGUGCUUGGACAUCGUUUCUCCAUUCUCCUGGAAUUAUACGUCUAUCAUCAUCCUCUUGAUCGACAUAAGCAGGGGGACAAUAUCGUUUAUAACCCCGUUGAUGUUCCUCUCUUUUCAUUAUAAAGUUGUGUAGGCACACAGUUGCAUGUACAAUACUUUCGACUGAAUCUGGGA
Molecule: messenger RNA, 2680 nt
Organism: Monomorium pharaonis (pharaoh ant)
Lineage: Eukaryota; Metazoa; Arthropoda; Insecta; Hymenoptera; Formicidae
Exons: 3
Coding region: 446-1390 (314 amino acids)
Biological process (GO): regulation of transcription by RNA polymerase II
Cellular component (GO): transcription regulator complex; nucleus
Source: RefSeq, a predicted model, not a curated record